UGAUUUUGGCACCUGUCGACUGCAUCCUACUAUAUAAAACAUCGGGCAAGGAGAAGGCGGUGGUAGCCGAGCGGCGGGAGCAAGUGACUCGGCACUUACGGUAGCGUAGGAAAUGGAGAAAGCCUCCUCGAUUCUUGCUUCCGUCUUCGGAUCGCGGGAGCCGGUGGCGUCCGCCACGGUCGCCACAAUCUUCGUCUACCCUAUCAAGUCUUGCCGUGGAAUCUCUGUCCCUCGAGCCUGCAUCACCUCCACGGGACUUCGAUGGGAUCGGCAGUGGUUGGUUGUGAACUCAAAGGGGAGAGCAUACACCCAACGAGUUGAACAAACACUUGCUCUGGUUGAGAUAGAGCUGCCAACUGAUGCCUUUAGGGAGGACUGGGAGCCAAAUGACAUCUCAUAUAUGGUUAUAAAGGCACCUCAGAUGGAGCCACUGAAGAUUCCUUUGAAUAGAGAACAUGCUGCCAUUGAUGACAUAUCUGUAUGGGAGUGGUCUGGCUCUGCACUUGAUGAAGGCAAUGAAGCAUUUGAGUGGUUUACCAAGUAUCUUGGAAAACCAAGCCGUCUAGUCCGUUUUAAUACUGUAUCAGAAAUUAGAGCUGUGGACCCCGAUUACGCUCAGGGAUACAAAACUGCAUUUUCUGAUGAGUUUCCUUUCUUAUUGGCAUCCCAGGGAUCAUUUAAUUCUGUAAAUGAGCUUCUGGAAGAACCAUUAUCAGUAAAUCGCUUCAGAGCAAAUAUCAUUGUUGAUGGGUGUGAUCCAUUUUCAGAGGACCUGUGGAAAGAAAUAAAAAUAAACAAGUUAACAUUCUGUGGUGUUAAGUUAUGUGCACGCUGUAAGGUACCAACUAUCAACCAAGAGAAUGGAAGUGUCGGGAAUGAGCCAACGCAAACUCUAAUGAAGUUUCGGUCAGACCAUGCUUUGCAUUUAAAGGAGAAGAAGGGGAAGGCAGAGGGAAAUCUAUUGCUGUCGGGGAUCCAGUUUGUGUUCUUCAGAAGUUCCCAUCUUAUGCUGAUGCACCUGUCUGACCAUCCAAGAACCUUUACUCAAGGAUGCAGGUCUCAGUAUGGCAGUGUGUGAAGCAAGUUGGCUUUUGGCCUUCCAUCAAUUUUCUUCUGUCUUUCAAUAAAUAACUGUAUAUUAUAAAUAUGAAAUCAGGUCAAUGUGUUGUCAAAACAAUAAGUUUAUAUGCAAUACCUGCCUGGAUUUUGGUUUAGGAAAGUAAAUGACAUAUUUCCUUGCUUUUUUCUAGAAAAUACCAUGCUUGCUAAGCUUUUUAGGUUCUUGGUUCUGUAAAUAAACUUUUAGUUUCUGCA
This is a messenger RNA of Musa acuminata AAA Group (dessert banana), 1314 nucleotides long. RefSeq lists its product as uncharacterized. The transcript is spliced from 9 exons. The coding region runs from base 113 to 1078 and encodes 321 amino acids. NCBI's taxonomy places the organism in Eukaryota, Viridiplantae, Streptophyta, Magnoliopsida, Zingiberales, Musaceae. Gene Ontology annotation, molecular function: catalytic activity; molybdenum ion binding; pyridoxal phosphate binding. The record is from RefSeq and is a predicted model, not a curated record.